Dromaius novaehollandiae (emu) is the source of this 959-nucleotide messenger RNA. It is a transcript of the gene NICN1, whose product is annotated as nicolin 1, tubulin polyglutamylase complex subunit. The transcript is spliced from 6 exons. Bases 78 to 749 code for a protein of 223 amino acids. NCBI's taxonomy places the organism in Eukaryota, Metazoa, Chordata, Aves, Casuariiformes, Dromaiidae. The record is from RefSeq and is a predicted model, not a curated record. Gene Ontology annotation, cellular component: nucleoplasm.
CACGCAGGGGGCGGGCCCGCGGCGUCGUGACGCCAUCGCCCGGCGCCGCCCGGGAGCGGCGGGCGCGCGGCGCCGCCAUGUCGGGAGCGGCGGGGCCGGGGGCGCCCGGCGGCACCGCCCGCGCCCCGCUGCCCUGCUCCGCCCGCGCCGCCGCCGCGCUCCAGCUGGGCGGCGGGGCCGACCCGGCGCGGCCCGGCGUCGCCGUCAUCGACCUCCGUUUCCCCCGCGGCGGUGCCGCCGACCUGCAGGAGAUCGUGUUCAGGAACUUCUACACGGCCUUCCUGAGCGUGCGGGUGCAGCGCGCCGGCGCCGAGGGCUCCCGCAAGUGGGUCACCUGCCUCCGUGACUACCGCCUCAUGCCCAGCCCGCACACCGAGGAAGGCUCCCAGGACUACUUCUCCCUCUUCCGGCACCAGAUGCUCUGUGACGUCGACCAGGUGACGGCAGUGCGAUUCAUCCUGCGGCAGCCGUCCCCGGUCUGGCUCCACUUCACCAUUGAGGAGCUGCAGAUUUAUCCCCCCAGCCAGAAGAGUCCACAGAAAGAUUUCCCCUCCUGGCUCUCCCAGCUGACUCCUCCGGAGCAGCCAGCCAACCUGCACGGGGAACUCCCUGAUCCAGAGAAGGUAUCGACGGAGGUCCAGCAAAUGUGGGUGUUGACGGAGGUGAUCCGUGCUCGCCAGGCAGCUGCCCGCAUCGGGCGCUUUGAUGUGGAUGGCUGCUACGACAUCAACCUGCUUUCCUACACGUGAGCUGGCUGGUGGGACACCGCUCCUCUGCCCUGCUGGGACCCAAGGGGGACACGAGGGGCUCCAGUGCUCCCACAUGCGCCUUUGUCCCUCCCGCACUGGGCUGUUUCCGGGCCUUUGCUGUUCCUUUUCCUGACUCCUCUUGUACUAGCGCUUGGUGGUGGGCAGCGUUGCCUCCCCAGGAGCCCCGAAUGAGCCUCUCGCUACACUGGU